GUUUGCCUGGCGCCGCACGGGUCAAGCUGCGGGCUGCCGGGCAGCAUCGACAGCACAAGUCCACCACAGCUCGGCUGGCGCCAUAGCGGAGCAGCACAGAUGCAUCGAUACGUGUGAGCCGGGAUGAUGAGGCGUGCUGCCCCCCUGCUGGCCCUCGUCGCGGCCGCGAUGGCGGACGGCAACGCCACGAAACAAUGCGAGCCCUUCCGCAUCGUCAGCGACCACAACGGCUUCGGGAACGCGAUCUUCGCGUUGUAUCGAGCCUUCGCGCAAGCACAGCGGUGCGGGACAUCAGUAGAAAUCCUCUCCAAUAAAGAGAAGCACGACCGCCUGUCUCGCAUCUGCGCGCGCCUUACGUGUGAAGGCGCGACCAUCAAGGACCAGGGUUCAUUUAGAUGGGGCGAGGAUCGAGCUGGUUUAUUAUCGACUUCCUUGGGGGGCCAGGAGAACGCCUGCCCGCCCGGGUGUGGGCUGCGGGGCGGCAAGCGUAUUCAUGUUACUCGCAUGCCAGUCGAUUCUGCAAAGUUCACGCCCUCCAACAAUGGCGCGUGGCUGGCGCCGUUGACAUGCGUCGGUGGUGAUAAUACUGGUAAGUUCACCACAGCAGCACAUAUCCGGUCGAUCCGCUUUGAUUUUGAAAAAUCGCCGAAGGAGGUCCUGACGCGCGCGCGGACCCACCCCGACGACCGGGAGAAUGAUACGAUGUCGUCCUACAAAGGGCGCGACGACGGUCACAUGUUGUACGACGUGGACGAGUGGCGGUUCCUCGCCAAUCAUAUACGAGACGGUGUGAAUAACAUCUACAUCGCCUCGGACAACGCGCCGGCGCGCGAUGAAUUAGCAAUGAGGAUCGCCGAUGGUGGAGGCACGGCGUGCUUCGUUAACAGAGCGUCGGGCCACUCGUCCUGGCAUUAUGGGGAGGAGGCCGACGACCACGCGCUGACGGACUGGUGGCAUUUAGCACAAGCCCAGACCAUCCACCAGAUCGAUUUGCGGUGCCGGGGGAGGACGGCGCAUUCCUGCCAGUUCAAUCGCAAAAGAUGUCCCCGGGGCUCGGUCAAGCGCGGCCGCAACAACGCCGGGUCAAGCCACUGCCGCGGGUCCUCCUUCUCGCACGCGGCGCACCGGCUCUACGCGGGCACUCGAACGCGCGCCUACACGUGCGUUAAUUGUCAGACCUUGUCGUCGGCGGCGCCGGGGGCCAAGGAGUCGCGUCGCGACGCCGACACGGCGGCGGCGGCGGCGGCGGCAGCACCCGCCGCGGCAAUCAAAGGCAACUGCACGUCCGACAUCGAACGGAAACUUAUUGAACUCCUCCCCGGCCCGGGCAUCCUAUCAAGAGGAGAGCUGAGCAAGAAAAUCGCGUGGGUCCCCGACGAGCGAAAGUCGUGCGUCGUCGCGCGGAGCUUGCUGGAGAUCCGCGCGACGCUAAACCCGGCGCACGACCUCGUGGAGGCCGUAUCCAAAAGCGUGUCCGGGCGACGCACGACGCGGCUCUCGGCGACGACGCGGAGGCGCUCCCGCAAGGCCCUCGGCGACGUCUUCUUCGAGGCGUUUCUGGACAUUGCGUCAGAUAGGCUCCUGGCGCUGGACGCCUGCCCCGCAUCGACUCCGACGAAAACGUUGAUCUGGUUCGUCACGCGCCGCGACGCCAAAGCUCGGCUCUGCGUCAAAUUGGCAUUGGCGGCGCUCGAGGCCGAGGCGCGAGGCUGGGGUUUGGGACUUGUCCAUACUGAUCCAGAAGCCGCCGCGGCCGUCGUCGACGCCCUGCCGGAGCGCUGCCGCGGCCGCGUCGCCCUCAAAUCGGCCAAAGGGCUUGCUGACGUGAUCCUAAUGAAGCAGAAAUGGGGCGACGAUAAUCCCCAAUUUACGAGGUGGGACCUGUCCUGCCUCCAGGCGUCUUCGGUCUACUACGAGGGGCUGGACGCGCCCGUUGUGAUCGCGGGCGGCGAAGAUGUUUUAGUGAGACGCCCGAUCACGGACGACGAACUGGCCUACACGAUGCUCGGGGCGCCGUGGCGGCGGACGCAGAUUAGGUUCGGGGGCAACGGGGGCUUCGCCGUGCGCGACCCGGCUUUUGUCAGGGCCGAAGGCCGUGUGGAAAUCAACCAGUGCGUCGGGUGCACGAACCGGCAUCGCCACGCCAUCGAGAAGGCGUCGCGUCGAUGGCGUGGAGGUCGACGCGAAGAUUCAGCAGAACGUUCCGCACAGGCCGAAGGGAUUACGAUCGACCCGCGCGAGAAUUUGGACGCGUGGGCGAACGCCUGCCGGAAGAUGGGUAAAAGGGCCGACGACGUCCACCUCUCAUAUAAGCUCGGACUGCUCUAUGAUCGAGGGAACCUAGGCGCGUUCAAGCCCGCGUCGCGGGAAGUUUUGUUGAACUUCGCCGCGGAGAUGGUCGAGAGCCCGGGCGACCCCGCGGCGCUCCACGCGGCCUGGCGCCAUCUAUCGAUAGACUACGUCGUCCGGCAGUUCGAGAAGGUUGUUAGUGUCGUCCGCGACUUCGAAGCGCCUGCGGCCUAAUGAUGUGUGUUUUUUA
Pelagomonas calceolata is the source of this 2539-nucleotide messenger RNA. NCBI's taxonomy places the organism in Eukaryota, Pelagophyceae, Pelagomonadales, Pelagomonadaceae. The record is from the annotation of a GenBank genome assembly.